UGUAAACCAGUCCAGCGCGACCAAGAGAGAGAGAGAGAGAGAGAGAGAGAGAGCACAAGCGGCUGUUGAGGGCUUUGCCAAGCUCGAGGCGUUUGUUGUCGUCAAACCGGUCAACAACGUGCGCAUUGUGUAUUUGAUAAACAAAUUGAACUCGAGAAUGUGGCUCAGGUGGGCGCAUCUUCUUUUGGCACUGCUGCCAAUUCACCUGAUUUUCGGGCAAAUAAACGACAUUGUCAGAAAGUCUCUCCCAUCGAUAGCCUGUACUAGCUACAAGAAGUCCGUCUUCGAGGAGCAGAUUGGUUACAGUUUUCUCUUCCCCAAUGCGCCCGUCAUGUACGAGACGAUUGACAAUUGUCUCAGCUACACGCCCCUGAUUGUGGGCGGUCAGCCUGCCGAUCCCAAGGAGUUUCCGCAUGUGGCACGGCUUGGACACCGCAGCGAGUGGGAGCGGGCAAAGAUCGAAUGGUUCUGCGGCGGCACGCUGAUUAGCGACAGAUUCGUACUGACUGCCGCCCAUUGCUUUGAGUCAGAACAGGGAGAGCUGAACGUGGUUCGUUUGGGUGACUUGGAUUUCGAGAAUGACCAAGAGGACGCAUCGCCCAGAAACUAUGCUGUGGCCAAUUACUACCGACAUCCGCAGUUUAUCAGUCCAGCGCUCUAUAAUGACAUUGGCAUGGUUAAGCUGGCCGAACGCGUUCAAUUCGAUCGAUACAAACAUCCGGCGUGCCUGCCCUUCGAGAGUGGCCAAAAUAUGCCUUCGUUUAUAGCCGUCGGCUGGGGCAGCACUAACUUCGCAAGCAAAUCUUCGGCAAAGCUGCUGAAGGUCAAGCUCAAUUAUAUUGCAGAUGAUGUAUGUCGCCGCGUUAUUGGAAAAAGCGAUGACUAUCCACGAGGAUUCGAGCCGGCCACACAAAUGUGCGUGGGCUCUUCGAGAGCAAUGGAUACUUGUAGUGGAGAUUCCGGUGGACCUAUUCUUGUUUACCACAAGGAGUAUCCGUGUAUGUACCAUGUGAUGGGCAUUACGUCAGCGGGUAUUGCCUGCGGUACACCGAGAAUUCCCAGUAUUUAUACGCGCGUGUACUACUAUUUGGAUUGGAUUACACAUAUUAUGGCAAACUUUUAGUAUAUUCACAAUAAUUAUAAACAGUAA
Drosophila arizonae is the source of this 1150-nucleotide messenger RNA. RefSeq names its product venom protease. Gene Ontology annotation, biological process: proteolysis. Lineage: Eukaryota; Metazoa; Arthropoda; Insecta; Diptera; Drosophilidae. Gene Ontology annotation, molecular function: serine-type endopeptidase activity. The record is from RefSeq and is a predicted model, not a curated record.